UUAUAACAGGCAGCAGGGGCAUCAGAUCUGUGCAUAGUAGCAGCUAGGUGUGGGCUUUGCGUGUCCACCUCAGUGACCGGUGUGGCCUCAGCUGGCACACAUCCGCACAACUUAUUGCCGAGUCAUCGGGACAGACACGCAGCCCGCGUCGGGACGGUGUGCUCCUGCUCUGCACCGUGUUUAAAGGCCCGCGGGCCGGACAAGUGAUGUCGGCAGCAGUGAAAGACGAAACUACAACACCGAGACACCGCCGCAGGGCUGAAAGGAUCCACGUUACCGUCACAAGUGUCACGGAGAGCAGAGACUUCAUCGUUAGAGGAGACUGCACCGUCAGACAGUUUAAAUGGGGUCUGUCAGAGCACCUGGGAGCCUCAGCAGAGGAGCUGGUUCUGAUCCACUCCAGUCGAGUCCUCAAAGACUCUGAACCCUUGAGUCACUUUAAAGGACUAAAUGGGUCGGUACGCCUCAGCAUGAUCCAAAGGCCUCAGCAUUCAUCUGCUCCACCUCCCACUGACCCAGACCUCCACCCUGAACCGGAUAACAUCACACCUUCCCCUACUUCUCCUCUCUGCCUGGUAGAAGGUCUGGACAGCCUUGUCCUUGAAGACAGCGGGACUAGCUUCUUCCCGGAGCUCCAGUGCCAGAUGGAGAACAGAUUGCUGGCUGACCCAGAAAUGAUGCACCGUCUCCUGGGCAGCCCCUUUGUGCAGAGCACCCUCUCCACCUCUAGCCCUCAACUUAUCAGAAAGCUCAUUCUGUCUAAUCCCCAAAUUCAGCAGCUCCUGCAAACAAACCCAGAAGUGGAAGAUAUGCUUAACGACAAAGAUGUCAUAACACAGUUGCUGGAGCUCAUCAAGAACCCUGACAUGAUAGAAGAAAUGAUGAACAAUGAGGACAAAGCUUUAGAAAAUUUGCAGUCAGAGCAGGAAAAUCCUGAAGUCAUUACUGACAAUUCUGACCCAGAAGCAAAAUUACAGAAGGUAGGAGCAUCUGCAUCGGUGACUACAUCACCCGGAAAUCACCACAUACUGGAGGGUGAAUCCAAUCAGACGUUCUCUGGUCACUCGACAGAUCCUCUCAGUGAACUGACUGCCACAUCCAGAGCUAGGUCAAACUCUCAAAGCAGCAUCACAGCAGGCAUGCAGUCACUGCUAGAAGAGAUCACUGCCAGUCCAGGUCUAUUGGAGAGCCUGCUGUCUGGGCCAUACGUCAGCAGUCUUUUAAACUGCCUUAGCCAGAACCCUGACCUGGCUGCACAGAUGCUUCUGAGCCACCCUUUGUUGGCUGGAAAUCCUCAGCUGCAGCAGCAAAUGAGAAAGGAGAUCCCUGUCUUUCUGCAGCAGAUGCAGGCUCCAGAGCUGCUCUCGGCCAUGUUGAACCCCAGAGCCAUGGAGGCUCUGUUGCAAAUCCAACAGGGCUUGCAUACUCUGGCUGCAGAGGCUCCAGCUCUCAUACCUGCGAAUGCUCUCGGAAACACUGGAACAGGUAUCGGUGCCACUUCUGAGCAUCCAUCUGACUCCAUUCCGAACAGCCAAUCAGGAAGCGGCCAACAGGCUGCUUCAGCGACAGAGCAGCAGCAGCAGCAGUUUGUACAGCAGAUGCUACAGGCCCUGGCUAACACUAAUAACGAGGUCCAUCACAGAGAGAGAGAGUUCAAGGAGGAGCUGGAGCAGCUGAGCUCAAUGGGCUUCAGAGACAGGAAGGCGAACCUUCAGGCCCUCAUCAGCACAGGAGGAGAUCUCACCACUGCUAUACAACACCUGCUUAGUCUCUGACACGUAUUCAUCCGUGCACAUAUACACUGCAAAAGAUAAAAACAUAAGAGAAUAAAAAGCCAUACUUACUUGAUGCACUUUCAAAAACUAACUUAUAUCACACACAUAAUGUUAAACUCUGUUUGUUGUCCUACACUUACACUUUAAACUUCAGUCAAACAAAUUAAAGGUCUGAGGAUGGUGAGCGCUGUAUGCAUCUAUGAUAUUGAGGCAUACAGGUACAUGUAAAACUGACUGAGAAGUGAGACAACAGGAGGAGGAUUUUUACAUCCUUAUUGUCCUUGAAGUGUGAGUGUGUGGGUUAAUAUUAGAAACAAGAGAACACAAUGCCUUUCACUGUCUUAUAUGCACCAGUCAUGGUCUGUGUAGACUCAAAAUUCCCCAAAAGUUGAGACACAAUGUAAAAUGUAAAUAACACCAGAAUACAAUGAUUUGCAAAUCUAUUAAACCCAUAUAUUAAUUUUAAAAAAUGAAAAAAAAAAUAAGUUCAUUUCAUAUUUGAUGGUAUCAUCCUUCCCAAAAAAGUUGGGUCAGGGCCAUGUUUACCACUGCGUAACAUCCCCCUCUUCUUUAAUCAGUCUGUAAAAAUCUGGGAACCGAGGAAACCAGCUGCUGGACUUCUGGGAGAGGAAUGUUGUGUUUCUUUGUUGUAUUUUUCACAAUCCUCCAAAUCUUUCCAGUUGGUGAAACAUCUGAAAGGCAGGCCAGUUCAGUACCCAGACUCUUCUACUGAGUCGUGCUGUUGUAAUAGAUACAGUCUGCAUUAGCACUGUGUUGCUGAAAUAGAAAAGCUGUCAUCUGGAUGGAGCAUACGUGUCUCUAGAACCUCUACAUACCUUUCAGUGUUGAUGGUGAAUUUUUAGAUUUGCAAACUUCCAAUUCCUACACACCGAUGCACUCAAGUAUCAUCAGUCAUUAUUGAACUGAACGGCGAUAACAAGCCAGAUAGUUUUAGACAGUUUUCAGCGUCCGUAUUUUCCAGAAUUUCAAAAUAAAGUUUUUGUCACCACAGAAAAAAUUUCCACGUUGUCCAUUUUAAACGAGCUUUGAGAAAAUGGCAUGGAUCUGGAUCACUGUUUACAUGCGGUUUCUUUGUUGCAUUUAACCUGCAUGGUGAACUGCGUUCACAGACAAUAAUUACUGGAAGUUUUCCUGAUCACAUGCAGGGAUUUCCAACACAGAAUCAUGUCUGUUUUUAAUGCAGUCCAGAUUUUUUAGAAUUUUUUUUUUGGAUAAUAUUAUGACAAAAUAUUCAAAAUCUUCACAUUUUUUGCAUUGUGGGAAAGUAUCAGAAUUAUUCCACAAAUUGUAAACUCACUUUUUUGGUGAAUCACAGGCCACUUUUACUUCUGACAAACUCUGCCUCUCGAAGAUGCUCUUUUUAUACUCCAUCACGUUACUGACCUGUUGUAGAUGAACAAAAUCAGGUGUAAAAUGGGCAUUCAAUGUUUUGUUUUUUUUACUAAAAUGUACUUUUCUGGUCUUCCGUUGCCCCAUCCCAACUCUUUUAAGAUGUGUUGCUGCCAUCAAAUUCAAAAUGAGCUCAUAUUUUUCCAGAAAUAGUGUGCGUUUAUGAGAUUUGCGUAUUAUUACAUUAUCUACAUUUUACACAACAGCCCAACUUUUUUGGAACCAGGGUUGUUAUAGACUGUAGACAUAAAACAAUGCAAGUUUGCAGAAAUAUUCACAUUAUAUUGUUAUUAUUAUCAGAAUCGGAAUACUUUAUUGAUCCCUAGGGGAAGUUAUUUAAUCUCUCUGCUGCCACACUUUAAAGCUCAGGCCUCUUCAUGUUGCCACCUGGACAGUCUAAUGAAAGCUUUUAGCACCCUGAGACAGUCAGAUGUCCUGGAUGCACGCAGAAAAUUUGCACUCUCAUUCUCAGCCAACAGACUGAGCCAGGAGUGCAAUAUGUUCCGUGAUGUUCCCACUCUGUCUAGCUGCUACUGCGGCUUCUGCACCACAGGCUCUAAAGACCGUAAAUAAUUACAAAGUUUGUCUUCGAACGUAGACUCAGUUUCAAAAGACGUUCAAAGAAAGAAGAUGACUUCAUGCAAAGUCCAAACCUGCUUGUAGGUCAGUGUUUAUCUUGAGGUUAGACACGUACAGAAAGUGAGGUUUGCACAGCCAAGAGAAAAUCACAUCAGCCAUGAAAUACCUGAUGUGAUGCUCUCCCUUAAGCUUGAGCUCUAUGCUGCAGUAUUUUUGCACCAUAAGGAGCAGGCUCAUUUAUCUCCUUGUGGAUUUCACGAGCAAACAACAGACUGAGCAAUAUCCUUUAGACGACUCGUGGCUCUGUUGUAAACAGAACUAUUAAAUGCUGUUAUUUACUUUGAAUUCAAUUCUGUUGUUUCUCAUUUAUGUAAAUACGUGCUAUUUGUUGCUGAAUUUAUGAGGCUUUGUAUAAGAUGCGUUUCCUCCACGCCUCUGUGUUCAAAUAUAAUGUUCUGCAGUUGUUCUGCAGUAGGGUCAAACAGCAGCAUUAGUUUAGCAGGAUUUUCUGUGGCUACAAAUUGUUCUUUUUGGGUAAUAAUGUAUUAAGAAUAAGUAUGAUUAAGUAUUUAAUCCACAAAAUUGUAGAAAUAACACUCCUCAAAGCUUUUCUUUCUAAUAUCUAAACUUGCACUACCCCACUAGAAACACUAGGUGGCAUUUAGAGUCUUUUAGUAUGGCUUGUAUGAAAAUCAAUUUGAAUCUGAGAUGUAGCAAAGUAGGUCAAAGUUAACUCAUUGUUAUUCUCAUGUUAUUGCCUACAGUAUUAAAAUGUAAGCCAGAAAUCCACAUCUGCAUGCUCACCUCUGCAAGAUAUACAAACUGGGUCAAAUGUGUUAUUCCACUUACUGAAACUGUACAGACCCGUGCACUGAACAACAUUAAAAGAUGUUCUUAAACUGA
Maylandia zebra (zebra mbuna) is the source of this 4667-nucleotide messenger RNA. Its product is annotated as ubiquilin-1. Gene Ontology annotation, biological process: ubiquitin-dependent protein catabolic process. Gene Ontology annotation, cellular component: cytosol. NCBI's taxonomy places the organism in Eukaryota, Metazoa, Chordata, Actinopteri, Cichliformes, Cichlidae. The record is from RefSeq and is a predicted model, not a curated record. Gene Ontology annotation, molecular function: polyubiquitin modification-dependent protein binding.